This is a messenger RNA of Wallemia ichthyophaga EXF-994, 1056 nucleotides long. RefSeq lists its product as uncharacterized. The record is from RefSeq and is a predicted model, not a curated record. Gene Ontology annotation, cellular component: mitochondrion. Lineage: Eukaryota; Fungi; Basidiomycota; Wallemiomycetes; Wallemiales; Wallemiaceae. Gene Ontology annotation, molecular function: GTP binding; GTPase activity. The transcript has 6 exons. Bases 1 to 1056 code for a protein of 351 amino acids.
AUGAGCAAAGGGAUGAGAAUUAUGACGGAGCAGCUCAAUACAAUCGAUGUGAUUAUAGAAGCGAGAGAUGCGCGUAUACCGCUUACAGGGAUAAAUUAUCAGUUUGAAAAGAUGAUUAAGAGUGGCUGGUCUAAUAGAGCCAAGCUCGGCGGUAUCACUGAGCGUAUCGUAGUUUAUACGAAGCGUGAUCUCGCCGAAGAAAGAUAUGAGGGUCCUCUGAUACGCUCGUUCAAAAACUUGGCUGGUCAGCAUGUCGUCUUUACCGAUAGCAAGAACGACAAAGAUCCACGCGUCGUUCAGCGGCAGCUUGUCUCCAUUGCUAAAGAACACGACGUCCCGAAACUCAAUGUACUCGUCACCGGUAUGCCAAAUGUCGGUAAAUCAACUUUUUUGAAUGCGCUGAGAAGGGUAGGAGUACACAAAGGAAAGGCAGCUAUUACAGGCUCAGAUCCUGGCGUUACUCGCAAACUAACAGGCACUGUCAAGAUAAAUGAAGAUCCUAACGUCUAUAUAUACGAUACACCCGGAAUAAUGGUACCGUUUCUUGGCCAUGAUGAAAUGGGAUUGGAAAUGGGCCUAAAGCUAGCAUUGACAUCGGGAAUUAAGCCCGAUUUGAUAGAGACGGAAACAAUACUUGAUUAUUUACUUUACAAACUCAAUUUGAGAGACGCUGCCCAACAUUCUCCGUACCAAUCGCAACUACCGCUAGGGAAGAAUUAUCCUCCAACAAAUGACAUAUACACACUGCUGGAAGACUUGGGCAGACGCAUAGGUGCGCUUCGGAAAGGUGGGAUUGUCGAUAUAGAUAAUUCAUCGCAGUUCCUUAUAAACGCAAUGCGCCAUGGCAAGUUUGGUCGGUGGACAUUAGAUGAUUUUCCAGGAAAUGGUGAAGAUAGUGUAGAUUCGCGCGUACACUCCACUCUCAAGACUCAUAUCGAUAGACAGCAACACAACAUAGACAACGAGAAUGAGCGUCGGAGUAAAUCGAGUAUCCUAAAGCAGGAAAAGAGGGAAGCGGCUGCAAAACGCAAAGAGAAGCAUAAAAAAAGACAGUAG